GGUACUGUUUGUGUCAUUAAUAACUUAUUUAUUUUUAAGUAGCCUUCAUUUGCAUAUUUAUUCUCUCUCCAUCAACUCAAGUUACACUACAUCCAAAACACCUCUCUAUCAACACGCUAGAGUUCACAGAUUUCUCAGAUUCAGCAGCAAUUAUUUGCAGUACAAAAAGCUUAUAAACCAGAUCAACAAUGGCGAAGCCAAACCCUCGCAAGCCACCAAGUGGACGCACAAAUCUAGCCUCAUGCAUAGUCGCAAUAAUCUUCCUAAUGUUCAUAGCCAUAGUUGUUCUUAUCGUGUUCUUCUCUCUGUUCAAGCCCAAAGACCCCAAAAUCUCCGUCAACGCCAUCCAACUCCCUUCCUUCUCCAUCUCCAACGGGACCGUCACCUUCACAUUCUCACAGUACGUCACCAUUAACAACCCUAACCGCGCUGUUUUCACGCACUACGACAGCUCACUGCAGCUUCUGUACGCCGGAAGUCAGGUAGGGUUCAUGUUCAUCCCCGCCGGAAAAAUCGCCUCCGGGAAGACGCAGUAUAUUGCUGCGACAUUUUCAGUUAAGUCGUUCCCCCUGUCGGCUAACCAGCCGGAGAGCGUGAAUUCGGGACCCAAUGUGACUGAUGGGCUGAGUGGAUUCCGGGUCGGUCCGGCUAUGGAGAUUGAGUCCAGAUUAGAAAUGUCGGGUCGAAUUCGGGUCCUGCAUUUCUUCACACAUCACGUGGAGGUGAAAUCUGAGUGUAGAGUGGCCAUUGCUGUAAGUGAUGGAUCUGUAUUAGGGUUCCACUGUUAGCUUCUUCUUUUUCUUCUUUUUUUCUUUUUUUUUUAACUACCAUUUUUCUUUCUUAAUUAAUCAUUUCAUCUGUGUGUUUUCGAGAAAUUGUACAAAAUGAAUUCUCAGACAUUUUAAUCUGUGGGUUUAAUCGUGAUUAAAAGUGACAUUUUUAUAUCAAA
Messenger RNA from Olea europaea var. sylvestris, 949 nucleotides. RefSeq lists its product as uncharacterized. The record is from RefSeq and is a predicted model, not a curated record. The coding region runs from base 189 to 788 and encodes 199 amino acids. The transcript has a single exon. Lineage: Eukaryota; Viridiplantae; Streptophyta; Magnoliopsida; Lamiales; Oleaceae.